Molecule: messenger RNA, 2943 nt
Organism: Polypterus senegalus (gray bichir)
Lineage: Eukaryota; Metazoa; Chordata; Cladistia; Polypteriformes; Polypteridae
Exons: 5
Coding region: 191-859 (222 amino acids)
Source: RefSeq, a predicted model, not a curated record
UUCGCUUACAACUGAGCCAUUAUACAGGACAUCAACUCCCUCUAACAUCUCAACAAAGACUUUGACAGCUCAGAAACUUAUAAAUAGACGUAGUUCUUUACUCAGAUCAGAGCCAACAUUUAUUUAUUUCUACUCACUUUCAUGAAGAAAUAUUUUCUUUAGUCAGAUAUUUUGUAAAUUUAAUUUCAAGAUGAAUAUGCCCUUCUUUUUUGGGGCUGUAAUAUUUUACUUCUGCCUUCACUUGGAAAUGGCUUUUGUCUUACCUUCCACUGAAGAUCCUACUGUGGAAAAAGAUAAUUCAUCAAUAAUCCAUGUCUCACAGAUGACAAUGUCCAACUGCAAAGAGGAGCAAACUGAACAUGCCAAAGAAAUGCUGCUUGAAGCAUUAAACAUCAGGUGUGCUCCCGACGUCGAUCAUGAAGACAUGAGCAUGGUGAGGGAUUACAUUAGGGAGGGCCUCAAUAACCUUCUCAAUAUGACCAGCGUGUUGCCUAUUAAAGGAAAAAAUGAAACAGGACAACUACAUGAGAAUAACACAGAAAAGUUUGAAAUGCAAGAAGGACUUCAUUGCUGUCAAAUCAUGGCUGAUGUCUCCAUUACAGAUCUUGGCUGGACUUCAUGGAUUAUUUACCCUGAAAAGUUUACAUAUGCAAAAUGUGUGACUUGUGAAGACCUUAAGGGAGGGACACCAAAGAAAUGCAAAGUUUAUGGAAAACAAUACUCUUCAAAGAUCAGUUGCUGCACUUCGGUGACUGUGUUGAUCCCGUUCAUUUACGUGAAUGACAACUAUUCCUUGGGUAUCACCACUGUGCCCAUACCAAAGCAGUGCCGGUGCGCCAAACAUGAAGAAGCUGACUGAAGGGAGUUAUUUAAAGCAUGUUUUUCUUAUUCAGUAUCUAUUGCAGAUUUUCACCAAAGCUAACUGAGUACAGUUAAAUCUAAAAUUGAAAAUAUUUUGGAUUUGUUUUGGGCUCAGAACCUUGUCAAAGAAGUUUUAAAACAGUCAAUACAUGUUGCUACUAUCUUUAAAUCAUCGGUAUAUUUGCAAAUAUAACACUAUAGCAUGCAUUUUACAUGCAUUGUUUAACCUACUUAACUGUAACUAUCUGUAAACCUAAAAAGAGAAGCAAUCCUUGAUGGCUUCCACACUCAUUCUUCCAUAUUCCUGGAUUUCUUUCUGCUUUCAAAAAUACUUGACAAUGUAAGAUUAUCCUUUUUUUCAAUAUUAGACCAUAUUGGAGAUACUGUAUUUUUAAAAUAUGAGAGCUGUGUCAGGUCUUUUCAUUUCAAGGCUGAUCUAUUAUACAAGUGGUAAGUAAAAAUUAUAAUGUGUUAGCUGCUACAGGCAAUGAUAUCUCUGCUUUUUCUUUACAAGAAGUUAACUAUCUAUUAGACAAAGAAAAUCAGCCUAGAAGUCCUUUCACCAUGAUAAGGAUAGACUAUGGUAUUAUUUCUUAGAAAAGUAGAAAAAAUACGUUGUCAAGUAUCUGUGAAUACAGAUACAGAAGAAGGCAAACUGAACGAUGGGUACACAGGCAGGUAUAAAAUAAGAAAGAGGCAUAAACACAAUGAUGGUGACCCAGUUUUUGAUGCCUCUAAUGCAUAAUAAAAUACACAAUUUUGUCUUUAUUCCAUAAUUCAAAUGUUAUAUAUUCUGUAACCAAGCAACUAUUCUAUACUGCCUCUGCAUAUAAAAAUACUUUCUAACAAUGUGUGCUUCCUAAAAGCAUUAUAAAGCUCAAUGGAAAUUUUCUGGAAUAUAUAUUAAUUUGAUCAAAAGUAAACAUUGCAUAUAAAUGACAUCUGUUUGUAACCAAUAAAGCACAUGCAUCACUCUACAAGCUACGCAGUUGACCAUUUUAUCUGUGUUAGUCAUUUCAAGAGCACCAGCCAGGCAUAUCAUAGCUACUAUACAGUAGAAAGCAACACUAAACUCACUUAGUGAAUCACAACAAAAUAAAAAAUAGUGUGGUUUCCAAUAAAAUAAUGUCUGUUUAUAUGUUGUCCAUAAUCCUGAAGGCAAGAAAUUUCAGUUGGCUUGGAACAUAUGAAACUAUCACAUGAAAGAGUGGUACAAAGAUAGCAAGAAAAUAUUAAUUUAAAGCAUUUAUGCAGUUUAUACGUCCAUCCAUCUGUCACGUUCUAAUUCUGCUAAACCUAAAACUGAAUCAUGGAGUGCAUGUGCUUAUGCAUGCUUAUGCUCAAGCUUAUGUGCAUUAAUUCAAAACUUAAAUGGCUACAGAUAAUAAGAGAUGUCUUGAAUUAGAAAAUAUACACUGAAUUUCAAAUUUAGAGUAUUUCAUUUUCAAAUCAGAAUUCAUAUGUUGGUUAAGUAUUUCUGAAGGAAAGGGACAAGAGGAAAAAUAGUUCAAAAGUUCAUGAGUUAAGUUUACCAGUCAAAAAUUGCGUUGCACUUGUAUUAUUUAUUAACAUUAUGCAUUUGGGAUACAUCAGCAUUUGUGAUUUAUGAUUAAAAUUUGGUAGGAAAAAAAAUCCUGGCUCACUACAGCUUUCCUUGUUAGCAGUCAUCAAACACUUACCACAUGUUUUUUGUGCCUGUUAUAUUCAUUUGAUCUAUUUAGUUUUUAAAAUGUUUCUGCAGCUUAAGUUUAUAUACAGUUUUGUUUAUCAUUUAAAUCUGUGUCUUUGAAAAAUGCUGUCAUUGUCUUAUAAAAUGUGUUUAGUUUUUCAUUUUUCCAAUGAAAUCUUGUCUAAUGAAAUAUAAAACUAUUACCCUUAUUUUAUGAUGAGCGAAUCCUUUCAGUUUGCAAAUGACUGAAUGACAGAAUAUCUCUGUGAAUAACCUAACAAAACAAAUUUAAAAUUUUGAAUGCAUCGUCUCAUUUAAACUUUUUUAGGUUUUAUAGACCAAUGUCUUCUUUAUGCAAUUGUUUUGUAACAUGUAUACUCUUCAAUAUAUUAAUAAACUGAAAAUAAACACUG